AUGGAUUCCCUUAACGCGAGCGGAAUGGACGCGUUCACGGUGAUCCAUCUGAAUUCCUCCUCCUGGAGCCUGGACAGUGGAUAUUCUCUGGCAGCGAUCGCCGGCAUCGCAGCGCUUGUAAGUUUCCUCAUACUCUUCACCGUGGUUGGGAAUAUUCUGGUGGUUAUUGCCGUGUUGACGAGCAGGGCACUGAAAGCCCCCCAGAACCUCUUUCUGGUGUCACUGGCCACCGCGGACAUCCUGGUCGCCACUCUGGUGAUGCCGUUCUCUCUGGCCAACGAGCUCAUGGGCUACUGGUAUUUUGGAAAAGUUUGGUGCGGUAUUUAUUUGGCUCUGGAUGUUUUGUUCUGCACUUCGUCUAUUGUGCAUCUGUGCGCAAUAAGCCUGGAUCGGUACUGGUCCGUUACGCAGGCGGUAGAGUACAACCUGAAGCGGACUCCUAAACGCGUCAAGUGCAUCAUCUUGAUCGUGUGGCUCAUAUCUGCGUCCAUCUCAUCUCCACCUCUUAUUUCUAUAGACAGCAACAACGAUGUCAGCUCUCAGCCUCAGUGCGAGCUGAACGAUGACACCUGGUACAUCCUCUCCUCCAGCAUCGCGUCCUUCUUUGCGCCAUGCUUAAUCAUGGUCCUGGUCUACAUCAGAAUAUACCAGGUGGCCAAAACCAGAACCAGGGCCAUGUCGGGAAAAGAUCCCAGGCCAGAUGGUGCCACACAGACUGAGAACGGGCUGAGCAAAGCCACUUCCCCUUUCCAUGGCGAGAAGGAGAACGGCCACUGUCAGUGCCCGCCUACGCCCAGCCAGCGCACCGUCACCGUGGGCGCACAGACCGAGGAUGCUGACAUGGAGGAGAGCAGCUCCUCAGAGGGCAAAGGUCACAAGCCCCAGGACCAGGACUCCCAGAGAGCCAAGAGGCCCAGUCAAAAGAAGAGCCCUCUCACCAAACACUCCUCUCGCAUUGCAAGAGUUAGCAACAAAUCCAUGGACCUCUUUGCCUCCAGGAGGAAACGUCGCCGGAGCUCCUUAGCCAGGAAAAAGGUCUCCCAAGCCAGGGAGAAGAGGUUUACAUUUGUCCUGGCUGUGGUCAUGGGGGUGUUUGUGGUGUGCUGGUUCCCCUUUUUCUUCAGCUACAGCCUGUACGGUGUGUGCAGGGACUCCUGUAAGAUACCUGACCCGCUGUUUAAGUUCUUCUUCUGGAUUGGCUACUGUAACAGCUCCCUGAACCCAGCCAUCUACACCAUCUUCAACCGGGACUUCAGGCGAGCAUUCCAGAAGAUCCUCUGCAAGUCGUGGAAAAAGUCCUUUUAG
Messenger RNA from Paralichthys olivaceus (Japanese flounder), 1305 nucleotides. NCBI's taxonomy places the organism in Eukaryota, Metazoa, Chordata, Actinopteri, Pleuronectiformes, Paralichthyidae. The record is from RefSeq and is a predicted model, not a curated record.